Messenger RNA from Cryptococcus deneoformans JEC21, 2223 nucleotides. Its product is annotated as expressed protein. Gene Ontology annotation, biological process: N-terminal peptidyl-methionine acetylation. The record is from RefSeq and is a predicted model, not a curated record. The coding region runs from base 116 to 2068 and encodes 650 amino acids. Gene Ontology annotation, cellular component: NatC complex. The transcript has 12 exons. NCBI's taxonomy places the organism in Eukaryota, Fungi, Basidiomycota, Tremellomycetes, Tremellales, Cryptococcaceae.
UGGGACGCACGCGGAUAUCCAAAUAUCAUAACCUAGAAACCCGAGUUUCGUCGCCCAUAAAGUUCCCAAGCACCUCCUAAUUGCACUUGGGGUCGAGGUUUCUUCCAUCAGGAUCAUGCAAGAUAUCACUCAGUGGUUUUUAGAGGAGUGCGAUGGUCUGUUAUGGGGCGAGUUAGUCAAGCCUUCGGCCCUCACGAUGAUGGAUGCCAUGAAAGCUAUCCAACUGCUGGAUCCUAAAAUGGACACUGGCAUCCUUAGCAACUUUAAAUCGCCAUACAUGUUUCGGCCUGAAGACCCUCUCACACCCGAAGAACUUUGUUGGAUCAUGGAUAAGAUGACAGCCCUUGAAAUAUCGUGGUAUCGAGGGGCAACACUCUGCCAGUCUGUUUACACUUGCCUCUACUAUCAUAACUUGUAUUUGAUGGAUCCAUCAUUCGAGCCAAAACAAUCAACGCAGGAAGACGUGUUUUCAUCUCAGAUAUUACGCGCCUACCUGUUACUUUAUUGCAAAACCAUUGAUCUGGUAUAUACAGAACUCUCCAAGGGAAAUACCGUAGAAGGAGAAGAUUGCUGGUUGGAUCACUAUGGGCUACCAGUCAAAGUGAACGACGAUGUCGAAACUAUAGUCGAAUUUGCAAAUGAAGCCCUCGCGUGGUUAGAAAACGUGAAAGCAGACUCGCUAGAUUCUUUUGGCGAGCAACUGAUAAACCGAUUGGUUUUUCGGAGAAACUAUCUUCGAUAUCUCGAUUGCGCCGCAUCGGUCGAUAUCAGCCUGGAGCAAACUCUGUUGGUCAUGCGACUGACAGCUCAAGAUACUAGCCCAUCAGCCAUCCAGCCUUCCGAAAUUACAAGAUUAGGUUUUGACCCAAAAAUACCUUCUUACUUACGUCAAUGUAUGCCGCUACCCGAAUUCCGGCAACCGACAUUUAAACAGUCUUGGGAAUGCAUGAUUAACAUGACAGAAGAACUUUUGCACGUCGAGCGUCUCCUGGGUACAGGAGACUGGAUACAAUGGAAGGCUUUUUUUUGGGGAAUGACCCUGAAUGAUAGAGAGAGAUUGCCAAUCGUCCGGUCGUUGAUCCAGAGUAGAUUCACGGCUUUCUGUUAUGACUCGCAUCAAGGUCACCGCAAUAUCGAUCGUCUAGCUAAAGAGGCCAUAUUGUACGAAUGUGGUGAUAGAAACGAAGUUGUGAAGGUGCUAGAUACGCUUGAUGAUAUGAUUGAUGGCCCCAACAUGCAACAACUCAAAAUGUGGCGAGCUCUGAUAACAAAGGAUAUAAUGAUGGAUCUGAUUAUGCCUCUCCAGAAUCCACCACGCCAGCGUCGGAGCUUGAUUUCUCUUUCAACACAAUGGCAACAUCGGAUGAUGAUGGGCAGUCGUCUCUCUUCUCAACAUGAGUUCUCCCCUAUACUGGUUUCGGUACUGGAGGUUUUUCGACUAGAUUGUUUGCUUGAAGCAGCAUUAUCAGCGAUUGAAUUGAAUCUAAUUCAUUUUUCGGAAGAAAGAGAAGUCUGGUGGUGGAUAUCAGAGGUCGCAGUUACUCGAGCAUCUGCGCAUAUCUCUUCGUCGUCUUUUAAAGCAAUUUGGGCUCAAGUCUGGACCUACAUAGGGUCCGCUAUGCAAAUUCUUUUGGUUUUAGUGCCUUUGCCAUUUGACGACUCUAUUUUAUCAAAACCUCGAUUUGCUCUUCGUCAUAAGCAUCUUUUAUAUGCCACCCAUGUAUCUGGGGAUUCAGUUACAGAUGUUGGCUUGACUCCUAAAUAUGAAAAGUGGAUCUCACAGCGCAGACGAUUGGAUAGAAAACAAGACUCUUGCGGAUUGAAGGAGGUUACCAAACUUUUCAGCAAGGCGCGAGAAUCUCUCGACGAUUUGCUACUGCAACAGUCGCGUAAUCUGAGGACGGCAAAUCACAUUGUUUCCUUACGACUAGCACUGGAACACAAUAUUCGACUGAUUAGUGAAAUUGGGACGGAACGAAAUCUGAUGUGGGACUUGAACACGAAUGAUCGAAAGGGCCGAUGGAUUAUGCUGCUGCUAGCUCCUGAUACUGUUACAUUGAACGAGUGACCGAUCACUGAUGGGCGGCGGAAGAGCAGGAGGGAAAAAUAGACAAUGAACGUGCCAUGAAAGCUGGCAGUAAAGCAGCUGUCCACAUCACAUAUUUUGACAGUUGUUGCUGAAUGUAAUGUUGAGGAUCAUCAACGUAAUCUCAUAUGCUUGAU